AUUAAAUCUGAAAGAAGAAAGUAUAUAGGCGUAACCUGUGACGGCAAUGCUGAGCAAAUAGUGCAAUCAGUAAUAACAACUGGAAGUAAUAUAAUACAGACAUUCAUGACAUAUAUAUCAAUAAAACAAUCAUAUUCUGAUGAAAAUAUGAGAAACUUUAUAAUUUUAAAAGAAGGCAAACUUAACCUAACAAAUGAUUACAAACUAAUCAAAUUACUCGAAGAAUAUGAAAAUGAUGUACCAGAAUUAAAAAUAGUAAUACAUGCCUCAAUAGGAUUAUCAAUAAAUGAUAAAUUCCAAUAUGAUGGAAAAUGCGUGGACAAUAAUAAAACCUACUAUAUUUGGCUUAGGCCAAGACAUACAUGCUCACUACUGAAUGGACAAUUACCUCAAGAAAUAUUUGAAAUGAUAAUGAAACACCCUGCUACUAAAGCAGCUAUAUUAGAAACAUCCGGAAAGACAAAUAAACAAAAAAAUGAACAGAUAUCAGAAGUAUAUAUCCUUAGAAAAUACGCUGGUGAUCUUAUAGCAGAAGACAAAGAAUUAUAUGCAUCAAUCGAAGAACGAGUAGAUGCAAUGCUACAAGAUUUCACAUCAAAAAAUCUACUACCAGAUAUAGAAAUAAUCGAUCUUACUAAACAAAUGAAUCGACUAACUAUUUAA
Racocetra persica is the source of this 663-nucleotide messenger RNA. Lineage: Eukaryota; Fungi; Glomeromycota; Glomeromycetes; Diversisporales; Gigasporaceae. The record is from the annotation of a GenBank genome assembly.